AAUUUUGUUCAGUAAGAUACAGCAGUUACUGGGUGGUAGACUGAGAAUGAUGUUAAGUGGUGGUGCGCCACUCUCGGAGAAAACACAGAGGUUUAUGAACAUUUGUUUCUGUUGCCCGGUAUUACAGGGUUAUGGCCUUACAGAGACAUGUGGAGCCGGGACAGUCUGUGAUGUAAAUGAUAUGAGCACAGGGCGUGUUGGACCACCUUUGACAUGUUGUGAAAUCCGACUCAGAGAUUGGCUAGAAGGAAAUUACCUGAAUACAAACAAGCCUUGCCCCCAGGGUGAAAUUCUGAUAGGUGGUGGCAAUGUUGUACAAGGUUAUUACAAGAACAAGGAGAAAACAGAGGAAGAUUUCACUGUCAUAGAUGGUUUACAAUAUUUCUGUACCGGUGAUAUAGGGCAAAUAGACAGUGAUGGAAGUCUAAGGGUGAUAGAUCGUAAAAAGGAUCUUGUGAAACUACAGCAUGGAGAAUACAUAUCUCUCAGCAAGAUUGAGACAGCAUUAAAGAUGAGCCCACUAGUAGAACAAAUCUGUAUCCAUGCCAACAGUUCACAGUCUGUGUGUAUAGCGCUGAUUGUACCCAGUCAGAAAAACAUUACAGAGCUGGCAAAGAAAGUGGGCGUGACUGGAAAAGAGAUAGAAGACUUAUGUGAAGAUGAGAAAGUGGAGAAAGAGGUGUUGAAAGAGUUAGCUGUUGUUGGUAAAAAAGCAAAAUUGGAGAAGUUUGAAAUUCCUGCCAAGUUAAAGCUGUGCCCAGAACCUUGGAUGCCAGAUACUGGACUGGUUACAGAUGCAUUUAAACUGAAACGUAAAAACAUUGAAGAAACAUUUAAACCCAGUCUGCAGAGGAUGUACUCAUUUGCAUAAAAUAAUUAGACCACGAUAGAUCAAAACAUGUACAAUAUUAUAAUAGUGUAUUUUAGAUAAAUACUGGUAUUGCAUAUAAUAUUGGCUAUAUUCAAUGCGGAACAAAUUUAUAUUUAGAUGUAGCAUUAAUGCAUGCAUCCACUAUAAUUGUUACUCGUAAUUUUGGGAAAGUUGGUAUACUCUGUUUUGUAAGGUUUUUAUUGGCACUGAUUUGACUUCUUUUUUCUGUCUGUUCAGACAAACUUUGACCUCAGCGACAUAAUCCUUAGUAUAAAAAUCUUGUGCCAUUUUAGUCAUUUGCUAAAAUUUCACUUAUUUGGCUACUAAAAUCACACAAUUUUUUUUUAAAUUGUCUUCUAAAACCACUAAAAAUUUCUCCAUUUUGUCUUCUAAAACCACUAAAAAAUUUCUAAUUUGGCUACUUUAAUCACUAAAAAUUUCUCUAAUUUGACUACCUUAAACCACUAAAACUUUCUCUAAAUUGUCUUCUAAAAUCACUAAAAAAAUCUCUAUUUUCUCUUCUAAAACCACUCAAAUUUUCUCCAUUUUGUCUUCUAAAACCACUAAAUAUUUCUCUUAUUUGGGUACUUAAGUCACUUAAAAAACCCAUAAAGUUGGAUAAAGGAUUUUUUCAGCAAGAGUAUGUCCUCAUUGAUCUUUCAUACUGUACUUUACUAUUGAAAUGUAACAAGGUGCUUUGUACUUUUAUUGUAACAUAUUUAUAGGUAUGCAAGAUGUGUAAUAAGAUGAAUGGAGUUGUUUAAAUAUUUUUAUAUUUUGAAAUACCAUAAAUUCAGAGAUGUGCUAUUGUCUCUGGUACAUUUUAGGGCAGAUAGUUAUGGAAAUUUUGUUACUGAAGUAUGUUGCCUUGAAUUAAAAAAAUUAAAUUAAAAAUCUUUCUUUUAUAUGCUAAUGUACAAGUGAUAGCAGUAUUUCACAAAUGAUAAUUAUUUUUAAAUCUAUCUAUGAAAUAUUUUUAAUGUAGACUUUCCAGAGAGAAUUCCAUAAUUUGAUUACAAUUAAUAAAUAAAUUAAUUUCAUUGUGAUUUGAUCUUGAAUCUACUAGAACUGGUAGGGAUUAGCUUUCAUAACCACUAUAGAGCUCGGCUUAGGUGAACGUAUGUGCAGUAUAAUCAGAAUCUAUAAGGUGAGCUGACCAACUCUAAAUUUUGACUUUGAUAUCCCUUAAAUUGAUAACGGACAGUUCUAAUAAUUAAGAAAUUGGCAGGUUAAUGGAUAAAUGGCAAUUAAGUAGAUUAAUUAAUCAUUAUAUAUUGAUGAAUAUAAUAUGGGUUGUUUUUUUUUAUUUUGUAGGCUUUUUACUACUUGUAUUUCUUGUGUAUUCUGCAUUGAAAAUACUUUGGGAUAAUUGAUUUUUUUAUUCAUAAUUUACUUCCUUUUUUUAUUUUCUAGUAACAUAUUGUUGGCAGUGUUUUAUUUAAUGAAAUGAUAAUUAAAUACCACAAAGUCCCAUCCUGUUUUUUCAUAUAAUAUAUUUUAAACAUUUGUUAUUUUUCUUUCAAGAAAUGUUGUCAAUGUCUUGUAAUAAGGUAUUGUCCGGGACUUUUAAAUAAAACCUGUAGAUAUGUUGCAACUUUAUAUGUAACACGUAUUGGGCUGUAAAGUAAUCUUUGGGAAAAAAAAAAUAUUUUUCAUGAAGUCUAUUGUAAAAAGUUAGAUAUAUUGUAACAUCAAUGAGUUUACUUGAUUUUAGAAAAUCCCCAACAACUUAACUUUGAAGUGUAACAUUAAAUUAUUUUAACUAUAAAGGUUAUAAAAGAUUCUUUACAGUUUGUGUAUCAAAAAUGAUAUGAGCCGUGUCAUGACAAAACCAACAUAAUGGGUUUGCAACCAGCAUGGAUCCAGACCAGUCUGCGCCUCCGCUCAGUCUGAUCAGGAUCCAUGCUGUUCGCUAUCAGUUUCUCUACUCGUAAUAGGGUUUGUAAGCGAACAGCACUAUGUUGGUUUUGUUGUGACUCGGCUCAUAUGUGAAAUCAUGGAAAUGUCCUUGCAUGUAAAGAUUGACAGACAUGUUUUACAUUGUUGUUUUGUCCAAGUUUGUAAAACUUGAAAAAGUCCAUUUCUUUUAUAUAUUUACUAGUAGACUUGCUUUAAAUUUUUGUUAAAAACAUGUGUAUAUGUUUUUGUUGCAUUUGUUGUAGUUGCUUUUAUUAUGAAAAUAAAUUCUUAUUGAAUUACCUGAAAUAAAAUAUAUUCAGUGCUAGAUUGAAA
Messenger RNA from Ruditapes philippinarum (Manila clam), 3103 nucleotides. Its product is annotated as long-chain-fatty-acid--CoA ligase 4-like. NCBI's taxonomy places the organism in Eukaryota, Metazoa, Mollusca, Bivalvia, Venerida, Veneridae. Gene Ontology annotation, biological process: neuron differentiation; long-chain fatty-acyl-CoA metabolic process; long-chain fatty acid metabolic process. Gene Ontology annotation, cellular component: plasma membrane; endoplasmic reticulum; lipid droplet. The record is from RefSeq and is a predicted model, not a curated record. Gene Ontology annotation, molecular function: long-chain fatty acid-CoA ligase activity.